Molecule: messenger RNA, 3123 nt
Organism: Mytilus californianus (California mussel)
Lineage: Eukaryota; Metazoa; Mollusca; Bivalvia; Mytilida; Mytilidae
Product: protein draper-like
Exons: 7
Coding region: 37-978 (313 amino acids)
Source: RefSeq, a predicted model, not a curated record
AUUUAGCAAAUUAAUCAGUACUGUUGAUGCCUGAAUAUGCAGAAUAUCGAUCACUUCAUAUGCUUUUGUAUUGUGAUAUAUUUUGGAAGAAUAUUGACAGCACUCCUUUCUAAUGGAGAACAUGUUUGCAGCCGACAGGAUGGCGAGUUAUACUGCUGCUAUAAUUAUGUUGAGAUCGGUAGCAUUUGCAAAGAAUGUCCAUAUGGAACCUUUUCUGAUAAUGGAAUGACUUGUGAACUUUGUCCUUUGAAUACAUAUGGAAGGCAAUGCGUCGAUACCUGUUAUUGUAACGCUUCUGAAAGGUGUGAUUCGGCUAUUGGAUGUGUGCCUCAUAGAACAGAGUCAAGUAAUAUUUCUAAAGGUGCGGUAACAAGAGAAAAUAACGAUGUGUUCUCAGGUGAGAACACUACUGAGUCAGAAUAUCAAACUUUACCAACUCACUUAUUUACUGGGAAAAUUCUUUUUUAUUUGGUAGCAAUAUGUGGCGUAGUUAUAUUGCUUCUAUUUUGCAUCAUCUUUCUACUACUUUUGAAGUACAGAAAUAAAAAUAAAAAUGAAAGAAAUCAAACUGUUCAGAUCAAUUGUGAUGACAUACAGAGAAAUCAGAGGGACCAUUCGGAAAAUGAUCAGAAUUUCUAUAAUGAAAUUGAUGAAACUCUGAGUUUUAUUGAUAGGAAUUCAUAUAUCAGCGUGAAUGACAAUUCAUCUGUUAAAAGUUCCAUAGAAUUGGCCAAUGCUGGUGAUGAUUAUUUAAUUCCUUUUCAUUCAGGAUCUCCACAAUUCCAUAUUAAAUGCAGCGUGAACCAAAAAAUUACUGAUACAGAUUUUACUAACAAUAUUAACAGUGUAAUUAGCAGCGAUGAUGAAGAAGUUGACGAGGAUGAUAUGACGUCUUCUUCAAGUAAGACUGUGGAACAUUUAGCUUCGUAUCAAUCACUCACAGAGCAGACAGACGUGCAUGAUUAUGAAAGAAACUAAGCGAAAAAUUCGGUCAAAUAAUUUAAUAUAUUGAUGUAGAAUGUUUUUAAUUCAUACUGAAUGCAUAUACUAUACAACUUACUGCACUUUUGGACUAUGCAUGUUAGGUUUGGGAUAAUUGCGGGAAAGUUAAUAUUAGGAAACUUGAAAAGAUACAGUUCUAAGCUGCAACAAUUGUCAAAUGAUUUGCAGUUUGUACCAAAAGAUUUUAAUCGAUUGAUAAGUUGUUUUUUUAAUGCCACUUCAACGCUAUUGAUCUUUAAGCAGCGGUCAGUUUUUAAUUGGUAGAGGAAGUCGGAGUGCCCGGAGAGAACCACCGACCUUCGGCAGGAAAACUAACAAUCCUAGUGACUGAAGAUUGGAGUCGAGCGCACCUGCUACGUGCGGUGUUCAAACUCACAACCUCAGUGUUGACAGGCUAGUGAUAUAGUUGUUGGACUUCUUAGACCACUUGGCAUCCAAGAGAAAAUAUAUACAAUGAAAUUGGACGAAAGACGCUGCAGAAAAGAAGUAACAGAAAAAAUUUCAAUUGUUUUAAAACAUUAGUCAUAACCCACCUCCGACUUAUUGAUCAUAUCUAUUUCCGCGAUUAUUUAAUGCACUACUUAUUAUGUCUUAGAAAUGAGGAUGAUAUAAUUGUUCUAUUUUGUAGGCUAUUAUUAAGCCAAAUUUCCAAAAUUCCUUCUUCAAUCAGAUAAUAAAAUAAAUUGAACCUCUCCAUUCCUAAUGAUGAAUAUAUUUCAAUAUUUAAAAGAAAACUGAAAAUAUAUAUCUCCUGCCACCUCAUUUUGCAAGUGGUUAAAGCAAAUGAAAUGUCGUCCAACGCCUUACAGUGAACGUAAGUUGUUAAUAUACACGUCAUUUAAUCCCUGGUGGAUAAUUAGCAAUUAUACCACAUAUUUUGAUUUUCAUAUCAAUAUAAUACGAACUUAGUAUAAUUGUAUAAAGUUCGAGAUUGCAUGUUAGUUACGUAAGCGCGUCACUGUUUUUGAUAUUCUGUGGUUUCUGUCGUUGAUGGAAUAUGUUCGUUGUUGUUCUACGGUUUGCAUGUUGUGUCGACUAUUAUAUAUUUGUUUGUGCGUUUCACUGUGAUGAAUGUUCUUACGUGUAUUUCUGUCACGUAGUAUUGUCAUUUUAGCGAUAUUUUGUAACAUUGUCAUAAAGCGGGAGGUUUGGCUAGCCAUUAAACCAGGUUCAACCCACCAUUUUUUUUUAAAUGUCCUCUACCAAGUCAGGAAUAUGGCAGUUGUUAUCAAAUAGAUCGUUUCUAUGUAUGUUGGCGUUUGAUUUUGUUGCACUUCACUAAUCCUGUUGUUCAUUUGUUUUCAUCUUAUAGUUGAUGUGUUUCCCUCGGUUUUAGUUUGUAACAUGGAUUUGUUUUCUCUCAAUCGAUUUAUGAUUUUUGAACACCGGUAUACUACUGUUGCCUUUAUUUAGUCCAUAUAUCAUGCUUCAUUCUUGAAUUAUGAUAUGCAUAGAAUGAAUAUUAUAGCAAACCCAAAUCGAAAAAAUUAAUUUUGUAAAACAUCUUAAUUCUGAAAUAUAUAUUUUAAACUAUAAUAUAUGUAUAGCUUCCAUAGUAUCUUUCAAUAAAGAAUGACCUAUACUUUUGAGAAUGACGAAGAAGAAAUUAUAAAAGGAUAAAAAUAACAGAUUUAAAUUCGGAUUUUUAGCAACAGUUUAAAUGUUCUCCGCAAAAAUAUGUCUUGAUUACAGCAUUCACGACAGGUAACAAGAAUUGGUUUGCUUUUGUUAUAUUUGUACGAGCCCACAUUAUUAUGAAAACACAAAGGUAGCUACAAUUACAAAUUGAACAAGAAACGAAACACAUAUAACAAUAUUAUAUAUAUAACAUAUAUCUUGGUGUAGAUAAUUGUUAGCUAUGUAAAUUGAGACUCAAUUAUGUAAUUCCUGGUUUUUAUAAUAAAUAUUAUUUAAGUAUUGUAAGACAUGGGUCCUAACAGAUAUUGGCCACGUCAUGAGGAUUACUGAAAAAAAAUAUGUUCCUUUCUAGUAUUAGAAAUUUACUGGAAGUUUUGUACUUUGCGAUAGGAAUUUUGUUAAUAGUAUUAUUAUUGGGGUUUUUCACUUAUUGUUUCCUGUUUUUCCUUAAUUUCCAAAUAAAAUGACGUUCAUGUUUAAAAA